UGUCUGCAGCGCUUGCGAAAUUGAAGAACCGUGUCAGUCUUCAAUGAGCUGACGAUUUCUGAGGAAGUGUCUUGUUGAGGAGCCCUUCUCAUUUUUGCCCAGGCGGGGCCGCAAUUUGACGAAUGAAUACAAGAAGCACUCGUGAUGGGCACGGCAGUUCUUUCUCGUGUACUGAAUCAUGCGAAUCACUUCAUGAGAAAGAUUCGUUGACCGAAUCGUUCAGUUCUUUUUCACCAAAUCCUUCAGUUAACUGAUGCAUCCCUGAGGUUCACGGUCACCGAAGGACUACGCGUCGUCGUUGUCACGUAUGGUAAACUCGGAAAGGCGGGGAGAAUAUUCAAAACAACUUGGGCUAAAUGAUCACCGACCCAUCUGUCUCUCAGCAAGCUCUCGAACGUGCGUGCGGCGAGCUCAGCGAGCGACCGACCGUCCUUCCGCUAGGCCUGACUUGUCCGCAUUCCGCCGCCAGCCGCCAGCCGCCAGCCGGCCUUCCUGCUCACUCGCCUUACUGUUAUUGUCAUCGGAUUAGUGGAAAGCGGCUUUGAGUGUCUGGAGAAGCGCUAGAGAGCUUUCAUGUAUUAUUAUUAUUUGGAUGAAAUAAAAAGCUUGAAUCCACUAGAGAAUUCAUAUUUAUUCUUAAUUUACAUUUGUUUUCAUUAUGACUCAACGUUAGCCGUUAGCUUGAAGAAACGGCUGCUAGUGACAGCUUUCCCCGCGAGGACGUCAGAAUUUCGCGGUUCAAAUCGCUCCUGAGGACGUUCACUGCGUUGUACGUCGUUCGGUUAGCUUCGUUCUUCUGAACGAAACCACAUUACCGCGCACCGAGUUUCUCGGCCAAUGACACUGCAGCUAGGCCAGACCAAGGCCGAAGGACAAGCGCGUCAAAGCCAAAAGGUAAGCAAAGCUGCAGUGUUGGCAUGUUGACUUGAACCAAAUGUAUCAGAAGUGAUACUUGAGGUUUUGAGGCUUCUUCAUCAGGGUUAGGGUUGUUUUAUAUUUGUAGUUCGGCAUCGAGGCUUCACCUCGUUGCUAUUGUAUUUUUUAUUUUUUCCCCUAUCCCGUUAUUCGGGGGGAGCCCCGCGAAUCUGCGGUAAUUUUCUGCGACCGGACCAUCCGCCGACAUCCCCCGGACUCACGGCUGCGGUGUCCUUGAGCAAGACACGGAUACCCCGAAUUGCUCCCCGGGCGCUUCAGCUGCCCCCUGCUCCAGUGUGUUCCACUAACGUGUGUGUGUGUGUUCACUGUGAUGGGUCAAAUGCAGAGAAGAAAUUCCGUGUGCAUGCAUGCAUGCAUGUUCAUGACAAAAAAUCUUCUUCUUCUUCUUAAUUUGAAUGGUCUGUCCAUUAUUUCAGGCUUUAAAGGGAUUGGGUGUGGUUAUGUGAGUAUUACGACCAUUUUUAAGCCUUGUGUAACUAAUAUUUGCUGGAUGUUGUGUAAAAUGGAUCUGGAAAAAAAGUGCGAAUGUCGUGAAUAUUAAAACCAUAAGGUUUUACGCUGAAGUUACCGGAAGCAGCGGUCGUUGCGGCGAACAGACACACUGUGCCUGCAUGUUCGGUAUAUGAUUGCUAACUUGACAAAAGCGGAAGUGGAUCUUUGCGUCGUUUCCGGGAAACGAAAAGUCCUAAGUGACUCACUCCACUCAGGAAACUCUUGGUUGCAGCCACCCGUCAUACUAAAUUUGAAACGACGCCUCCAAAAUUACUCGCUCCAAGGAGAAAUACAUACAAGAAGUCCAAAUCCAAAGGAGACGUUUUUGUUUCGACGAGCCAACCUCACCAGGACUGACUCGUUUCCACUCGGCGUGAGUCUUCAUAUUGGACAAUAAGAUUUGAGUUGCUGUUAGCUUUUAGCCCUUUUUAGCUCGUUAGCUUGUUAGCUGAAUCGAUUUGACGGCGAUGGAAGACAAACGAACUGCGAACUGGCCGCAGCCGGACGGAACCCAGCGGAAACCGAAUCCGUUCAACUUGAUGAUCAAACACAGACAUGUUCACAGGAGAGGACGACGCUCACACGUGACCGUCAGUUACACAGACCCCCAGGUGUCGAUGGACCUCCUGAGGGCGGUUCUCCAGCCCAGCUUCAACAAUGACAUCAUGGCCGUCUUCAGGAAAUACCACAAGUUUUUCGAGAAGGCGGCGCAGAACGUGAAGGAGAACGUCGGAGAGGACGUGCACACGGAUCACCUCAUCACAGAAGCGUGCAGGAAUGUUCUGGAACAUGCCAAGGUGUUGUUUCCCGAAAGUGACGUGAAGAAGUCGAGCUCUGAGGCCAACGUCAAGCGUUCCCGAGGUUCCGAAGACGGCUGCAGCCAGAGAGGAAGUCCAGUCCCCAAAAAGAGGAAAAACCGCGUGAGCGGCGCAAUGGCGUCUGAGCGAUCUUGCAACUUCGCCACUCACGUGAAGGCGAAGUGCGACGCCGUCAAGCGAGACGGACCCAAGUGGGAGCCUUCCAGACUGAGUGAAAGCAGCACGUUUGUUUUGGGCUCCAGAGCCAACAAGGCGUUAGGCAUGGGCGGGACCAGAGGACGGAUCUACAUCAAACACGCCGACCUCUUCAAGUACGCGGCGGACACCAAGGACAAGCAGUGGCUGGCCGAGCGUCACCACAUGAGGGCGACGGGCGGCAAGAUGGCUUACCUGCUGAUCGAGGAGGACGUCCAGGAUCUGGCGCGCGGUGACGAGUACAGGGACUGCCCGGACAUGAAGCUGGACGAGAUGAAGCCGUUCUCGGUGCCCGCGUGGAUGGUGGAGAAGAUGCAGAGGCUGAUGGCGGCUCAGAGGGGCAUGGAACUCUGAAGCCGCGACCGAUUCGCAUUUCCGUGUUUCGGGAAGGAAAAAUAUGACAGAAAUAAAACGGUGUGCUGCGGA
Messenger RNA from Phycodurus eques (leafy seadragon), 2867 nucleotides. RefSeq names its product deoxynucleotidyltransferase terminal-interacting protein 1 (gene dnttip1). Gene Ontology annotation, molecular function: nucleosome binding; DNA binding. The record is from RefSeq and is a predicted model, not a curated record. Gene Ontology annotation, cellular component: nucleus. The transcript is spliced from 13 exons. Lineage: Eukaryota; Metazoa; Chordata; Actinopteri; Syngnathiformes; Syngnathidae. Bases 1896 to 2795 code for a protein of 299 amino acids.